Messenger RNA from Psilocybe cubensis, 741 nucleotides. RefSeq lists its product as uncharacterized. The record is from RefSeq and is a predicted model, not a curated record. Gene Ontology annotation, molecular function: nucleic acid binding. The transcript is spliced from 4 exons. NCBI's taxonomy places the organism in Eukaryota, Fungi, Basidiomycota, Agaricomycetes, Agaricales, Agrocybaceae. The coding region runs from base 1 to 741 and encodes 246 amino acids.
AUGGGCACGUCACGCACGCCAGACGCGUUUGUGACUGUGACAUGGGGAUUCUGUAUUCAAAAGUUUACGCCAAGUACCAACCACAGUGUUUGGGCAUUCUCAAUACCCAUGUCUGCACUAGGAGGUCGUGCAUAUCAGGCAGCGGGAAAUGCCCUCUCAGAAUCAAAAUACGUUUUGCUUCGUGGCCUACCCCCAAUGACGACCUCUCAUGACCUUCGUAGACUUCUCAUAAGAAACGAGAUUAAGGGCGUCUCGGAAGUGUCGUUAUUCUACAAGCACUGCAGGCCUACUGGAAAGGCAAUUCUCACUAUGGCUCUCCCUGACUAUACGCGCAAUGCUAUUCGGGAAGCCAGCUCAUUAUCCUUUCCAGGUCGAAAGAUAGAUGCGGAACCUAUCACUAAUAUCAAAAGCUAUGGCAUUGGUACGGGCGGACAGCGUUCAACAGUGCUUGGCACGGGCCCAUCUGCCAAUUGUCCAGAACGAAGGACCGUGACUAUUCAUGGGUUUCCUGGCAGAACACCUGUUUCUCAAGUUGUGAAGUUGCUGGAAGGCUUCCGCGUCGACAAAGAUCUUCCUGUUCCCGCAGAAAUGGUCCCACUACCGGAGCGGAAGUUCGCCCUAGUGUCAAGAUUUUUGGUUUAUCUUGAAUCGGAAUCGGAAGCGCAAAGAUUUGUCAGGAAGUACCAUAUGACUAGACAUAAAAUUACCAAUGGCCUUCUGAAAGCAACCAUUAUCUAUUAA